Molecule: messenger RNA, 912 nt
Organism: Suillus plorans
Lineage: Eukaryota; Fungi; Basidiomycota; Agaricomycetes; Boletales; Suillaceae
Exons: 4
Coding region: 1-912 (303 amino acids)
Source: RefSeq, a predicted model, not a curated record
AUGACGCCCGUCACUGAUAUCCCAGUUCUCAUGGCAAAAGCAAGUAAAAACACACCUGAAAAAUCCACUAGCGAAGGCAAGAAGAACUCGAAGAUCACCGAGACCGGUAGUAAGAGAGGGUUGAAGGGUCGUGAAAAUAGCGUGAGAGAAGAGGAUGGUGAUGCUGUGAGCCUCGAGCCACCCAAAAUCGAGUGGACCGAAGAACUCACCUUUCAGAUGCUCACUGAGAUCACUGAAGACAAGGAUAUCAAACAAGGCUUGUUUCCAGUUCCUGGCUCGAAUCCAAGAAAUCAAGGUGUCCCAAAAACUCACUGGCAUUGGUACAUCAAAGUGAUGGGUGCCACAGGUGCCGGUAUCAAAAAGAGGUCUGAUGUGGAUAAAAGCCAUCAAAACCAAUUCGUGACAAAGUGGAUGGAGAUUGAGGGGGCAUGUCCUUACUUCUUUGAGAUGCGCGAGCUCAUUGGUCAGCGUCCGAACAACAUACCUGUUGGGCUCAGCAACAAUGACACUGAUAUUGAUGUGUCUGCCAUUAUUCGAAGCUCGCCUGACUAUGCUCCAGGUAAUGACUUGGGGGGGUAUGCCUCCGAGGAGUGGGAUAUCGAGAGGCAGACUCCAGAAUGUGGGAACGACUCGGCGAAGAAUGUUGCAUUGGUGCCUUCUGAAGACGGAAAACAUGUUGACGGUGUUCGGAAGCGACGGGGGACAGAAAACGAGAAGGCUCCAAGGAAAAAGAAGCAGAAAAAAGACGAGUUUGCUGAGAUCGUGCAGGCCGAAGAGGUGACACGGCAGAAGGAGAUGGAUGUUGCCAAGGUGAGAGCAGAAAAAGAUAUCAUGAGGGCCAAGAUCAAGUUGGCAAAGAUUGAAUUGGAGCGCGAGAAGUUAUGUGACCAGAGAGAACGAAGGCGAGAUUGA